GACUCAUUAGAAAUCAGAAUAGCAGGUGGUUGGGUAAGAGAUAAGUUAUUAGGUGUCGAAUCAAAUGAUUUAGAUUUAGCAAUCUCUUCAUUAACUGGAACUCAAUUCGCUCAACAUUUCUCAAAUUUCAUUUCCAUUCAUUCAAAUCAAAAAGAUUUAAGUUUAAGUAAGAUUGCCAUCAUUGAAGCAAGACCAGAUCAAAGUAAACAUUUGGAAACGGCUACGAGUAAAUUCUUGAACCUUGAAUUGGAUUUUGUUCAAUUGAGAAAUGAAUCUUAUCAUUCUGAUUCUAGGAUUCCAAGUGAUAUUAGGUUUGGUACUCCGAAGGAAGAUGCAAUGAGACGUGAUAUCACCAUCAAUGCGUUAUUCUAUAACAUUCAUAAUGAUCAAAUCGAAGAUCAGACUGAAUUAGGACUUGAAGAUUUAAAGAAUGGGCUGAUUAGAACACCUUUACCUGCUUUAGAAACAUUUCAAGAUGAUCCACUUAGAUUAUUACGUUGUAUUAGGUUUUCAAGUCGAUUUGGAUUUCGAUUAGAUGAUCAAAUCAUUCAAGCUGCUCAAUCUGAUCAAAUCACUAUGGCUUUACAGGAAAAGAUCAGUAGAGAAAGGAUUGGAAUC
This is a messenger RNA of Melampsora larici-populina 98AG31, 618 nucleotides long. RefSeq lists its product as uncharacterized. The annotation marks the transcript as partial. Lineage: Eukaryota; Fungi; Basidiomycota; Pucciniomycetes; Pucciniales; Melampsoraceae. The record is from RefSeq and is a predicted model, not a curated record. Gene Ontology annotation, biological process: tRNA 3'-terminal CCA addition. Gene Ontology annotation, molecular function: RNA binding; ATP:3'-cytidine-cytidine-tRNA adenylyltransferase activity. The transcript has 5 exons.